Molecule: messenger RNA, 2050 nt
Organism: Rattus rattus (black rat)
Lineage: Eukaryota; Metazoa; Chordata; Mammalia; Rodentia; Muridae
Gene: Cops7b
Product: COP9 signalosome subunit 7B
Exons: 7
Coding region: 201-995 (264 amino acids)
Biological process (GO): COP9 signalosome assembly
Cellular component (GO): COP9 signalosome
Source: RefSeq, a predicted model, not a curated record
UCAGUCUUUUUAACUUAGGCUCCAGUGUGCCGAGCAGUGUGCGCAUAUGUGGACUCCUAUGGGGUUGGUUUCUGAAUCCUGUUACUUGAAACCCAGCAGGAAGAUCCACUUUUACCCCGGAGACAUGACAGCCCACCGACAGUUAACUUCUGUUUACAUGGAACUCAGGAGUCUGCAAAUCAUGAUCUCAAGACCAGAGAAUGGCAGGUGAACAGAAACCCUCAAGUAACCUCUUGGAGCAGUUUAUUUUAUUAGCCAAAGGCACCAGCGGCUCAGCCCUCACCACUCUCAUAAGCCAGGUACUGGAGGCUCCUGGAGUUUAUGUUUUUGGAGAACUACUGGAGUUGGCCAAUGUUCAGGAGCUUGCAGAAGGAGCUAAUGCUGCAUAUUUGCAGUUGCUGAACCUGUUUGCCUAUGGUACAUACCCGGAUUACAUAGCCAACAAGGAGAGCCUGCCAGAACUGAGUGCAGCCCAGCAGAACAAGCUGAAGCAUCUUACCAUCGUGAGUUUGGCAUCAAGAAUGAAGUGUAUCCCCUACUCUGUGCUGCUGAAGGACCUGGAGAUGAGGAAUCUCCGGGAACUAGAAGACCUUAUCAUUGAGGCUGUCUACACUGACAUCAUCCAGGGCAAGCUGGACCAGCGAAACCAGCUCCUGGAAGUGGAUUUCUGCAUUGGCCGUGACAUCCAGAAGAAAGAUAUCAAUAAUAUUGUCAAGACCUUGCAUGAAUGGUGUGACGGCUGUGAGGCAGUUCUCCUGGGCAUUGAGCAGCAAGUUCUGAGAGCCAACCAGUACAAAGAGAACCACCACCGGACUCAGCAGCAGGUGGAAGCCGAGGUUAGCAACAUUAAGAAGACACUCAAAGCAACAGCGUCCUCCUCAGCUCAGGAAAUGGAGCAGCAGCUGGCUGAACGGGAGUGUCCCCCCCAUACUGAGCAGAGGCAACCCACUAAGAAGAUGUCCAAAGUGAAAGGUCUGGUCUCCAGCCGCCACUAGGGCCGGCUGGGGCAGCUGGCACUCAGCAGGCCUGGGUCAGGUGGGAGGGGACACCCAGGGCCUAUUUCCUCCCCUCUCUAACUGCAGUGAGUUCCAGAUCUGCCCGCCCCUCACCAGUACCUCCCCAUCCAUUGGUACCAUUUCGGAAAAUGAUUGCUCCUCCCUUGCCUCCUUUCCUAGUUGUUCCCUUCAGACUCAGGGGCUCAACGGAUGCCAUCCUAACAGGGUCCAACACUGCCUGGCUUCCCUGCAGGGUCCUUGUCUCUGGGAUGGGCUACCUCCCUCCCAGUUGUUCUUUUGCCCCUGUCAUUUUGUCAGGCUGGUCCUAAGCUGGAGGCAGUUUCCCCAGCCCCGAGGGAUGACUGUGGAGGUGGCUCCUCUCUGAGUGAAGAGGGGGCCUUGCUUCUCCAGCCCCAUGUACCACAGUACCCACAAUGGUGCAAGUGUCUCUAGCCAGGUAGCCACAUUGUUUCCCUCUCCUGCCUUACCCCUGUUGGCAGUGCCAGUGCAGGCCAUGGAGGGAUGUGGUGCUGGGCUAUGUUUACUAAACCUUUGGGUUUUCAGCCUCUUAAGCCCAGCCAGGAUCUCUCAUCGAGUUGGGGCACUAGGCUGACUAACCUCUGGUGUCUGAUACCAGUGGGGGUGCUUGGGUCUGUGGCGGCAGAAGGAGUUUCUCCUAGCUUGGUGUCCUCUGCUGGCUGCUCUUCCUGCUGCCUCUGACCGCUCAGCCUUGAUUUGGCAUUUAGGCUGCCCACUGCCCACUGGGAUUGUCUGGCAACAUUUGCUCUCCCAAGAUCUUUCAUGCCUCCUGGCUGCCCCUGGGGUAGGAGUGGUGGUGCCGAAGCCCCUCAGACUGGUGAAGGACCAUUGCUGCUUCUUUCUCCUUCCCACCCCUCCUUGGCUGGCAACCCAGAACCCUCUGAUGACAUCAUACUCCACUCCUGGCCAGAGAAAAGGACUUGACUAGACUUUCUGAACUUGAACAGUUUCAGGUUAUAUUUUAAUUUUUUUUUGUACAGGUUGAUUCUAAUACAUUUCAACAUGCUUUUUUCUCC